Molecule: messenger RNA, 4030 nt
Organism: Homo sapiens (human)
Lineage: Eukaryota; Metazoa; Chordata; Mammalia; Primates; Hominidae
Gene: ZBTB18
Product: zinc finger and BTB domain containing 18
Exons: 2
Coding region: 356-1924 (522 amino acids)
Biological process (GO): negative regulation of transcription by RNA polymerase II
Cellular component (GO): nucleus
Source: RefSeq, marked reviewed
ACCCGGCCCGGCGGCUCCGCGCUCGCUCCCUCGCUCGCUCCCUCGCUGUGUCUGGCAGGCUGCGGCCGCCGCUGGGCUGCUGCCAUGGGGAGCCGUUGAGAGUGGGGCCCUCUUCGCUCCGCCGCGCUCCUCCGGCUGCCAGCGGGGGUGGGCGGGAGGGAGGGGCGGGGGGGAGCGGGCGACGGAGCCGGGAUUGGGGGGUGGGGGGGCCGGGAGGGAGGGGGGCAAGAGCCGGAGGAAGCCCACCAAGUCCGGCGGCGGCGGCGGCGGCCGGGAGGAGGAGGAGGAGGAGGCGGAGGACGCGGCGGCGGCGGGGACGCGGUGACUUAGGGCCGCUCCGUGUUAUGAAGACAGUAUGGAGUUUCCAGACCAUAGUAGACAUUUGCUACAGUGUCUGAGCGAGCAGAGACACCAGGGUUUUCUUUGUGACUGCACUGUUCUGGUGGGAGAUGCCCAGUUCCGAGCGCACCGAGCUGUACUGGCUUCAUGCAGCAUGUAUUUCCACCUCUUUUACAAGGACCAGCUGGACAAAAGAGACAUUGUUCAUCUGAACAGCGACAUUGUUACAGCCCCCGCUUUCGCUCUCCUGCUUGAAUUCAUGUAUGAAGGGAAACUCCAGUUCAAAGACUUGCCCAUUGAAGACGUGCUAGCAGCUGCCAGUUAUCUCCACAUGUAUGACAUUGUCAAAGUCUGCAAAAAGAAGCUGAAAGAGAAAGCCACCACGGAGGCAGACAGCACCAAAAAGGAAGAAGAUGCUUCAAGUUGUUCGGACAAAGUCGAGAGUCUCUCCGAUGGCAGCAGCCACAUAGCAGGCGAUUUGCCCAGUGAUGAAGAUGAAGGAGAAGAUGAAAAAUUGAACAUCCUGCCCAGCAAAAGGGACUUGGCGGCCGAGCCUGGGAACAUGUGGAUGCGAUUGCCCUCAGACUCAGCAGGCAUCCCCCAGGCUGGCGGAGAGGCAGAGCCACACGCCACAGCAGCUGGAAAAACAGUAGCCAGCCCCUGCAGCUCAACAGAGUCUUUGUCCCAGAGGUCUGUCACCUCCGUGAGGGAUUCGGCAGAUGUUGACUGUGUGCUGGACCUGUCUGUCAAGUCCAGCCUUUCAGGAGUUGAAAAUCUGAACAGCUCUUAUUUCUCUUCACAGGACGUGCUGAGAAGCAACCUGGUGCAGGUGAAGGUGGAGAAAGAGGCUUCCUGUGAUGAGAGUGAUGUUGGCACUAAUGACUAUGACAUGGAACAUAGCACUGUGAAAGAAAGUGUGAGCACUAAUAACAGGGUACAGUAUGAGCCGGCCCAUCUGGCUCCCCUGAGGGAGGACUCGGUCUUGAGGGAGCUGGACCGGGAGGACAAAGCCAGUGAUGAUGAGAUGAUGACCCCAGAGAGCGAGCGUGUCCAGGUGGAGGGAGGCAUGGAGAGCAGUCUGCUCCCCUACGUCUCCAACAUCCUGAGCCCCGCGGGCCAGAUCUUCAUGUGCCCCCUGUGCAACAAGGUCUUCCCCAGCCCCCACAUCCUGCAGAUCCACCUGAGCACGCACUUCCGCGAGCAGGACGGCAUCCGCAGCAAGCCCGCCGCCGAUGUCAACGUGCCCACGUGCUCGCUGUGUGGGAAGACUUUCUCUUGCAUGUACACCCUCAAGCGCCACGAGAGGACUCACUCGGGGGAGAAGCCCUACACAUGCACCCAGUGCGGCAAGAGCUUCCAGUACUCGCACAACCUGAGCCGCCAUGCCGUGGUGCACACCCGCGAGAAGCCGCACGCCUGCAAGUGGUGCGAGCGCAGGUUCACGCAGUCCGGGGACCUGUACAGACACAUUCGCAAGUUCCACUGUGAGUUGGUGAACUCCUUGUCGGUCAAAAGCGAAGCACUGAGCUUGCCUACUGUCAGAGACUGGACCUUAGAAGAUAGCUCUCAAGAACUUUGGAAAUAAUUUUAUAUAUAUAUAAAUAAUAUAUAUAUAUAUACAUAUAUAUAAAUAGAUCUCUAUAUAGUUGUGGUACGGUCUAAAAGCAGUCUUGUUUCCUGGAAAUAAAAAGUUGGGAUAUUAACUUGUUUUUGCACUUUAGAAUAGCAUGAGAAUCUCACUAAUUUAGCAUUCUGAUAAAAGAAACUUUAGAGCAAGUCAGAAUAGAGAGGUGUUUUUCCUUUGAGGGGAUAGGGGAAGUAAGCCAAUAAGAACCUUUUAAACAAAUCGUCCUGUCACAAAAUGCUUUCAUAUGGCUUAAUUUUGUCAACACUGCAUUGUCUUUUGAGCUCUUUUUUCCCCCCCAACAAAGUUUUUUUGUUUUUUGUUUUUUUUUUUAAGUAGAAAUUCCCUCCAGUUUUAUUAGCCUCUUUAUAUGUCUCAAAUUGCAUGAAUUUUUUCUGGCUGUUGGAAACCUGAAUGCUUUUAGACCCAAAUGGAAAAUUUCUGAAAUGCUGGAUUAUCUAUUUUUAAACAAGCAGUUGACUUAAAACUUUCUGUGGCAACUUCUGGUUUUCUGACAGUUCCCAGUGAGAGAAAUGCUGAAAGUACACUGGGAUCACUGGGACACUGUCUUAUGAAGGUUUGCUUGGGAUGAAAAAGGAUAUUGCAGCUUCAGCAGUGUUGAACUGUGUGUUUAAAAAUGUGAAUUACUGUUAUUGUAUACUGUAAUUGAUUACAUGGGCUGGGGGGGUGUCAAAGAACUUGACAGGUUGUGUUGAUGCUCUUAGUUGAGUCUUGAAAAGUAAAUAUUAACGCUACAGAAAUGCAUGAGUUUCAAUAUAUUUUUUGUCUUUGUUUGCAUUGUAUAACUUUAACGAGUGAGUUUAAAAUUAUUUAAUUUCCUUAGAAAAAUAACACCAUUUGGAAAAAAAAACUGGUGUUAUGAAGAACGUAAAUGCACUGUUUUUAUUUUUAUUUUAUAUAAUUUAAAUUGACUUUCCCACUGUCUUUAAGUUGAAACUGUUAAGCUGAAUAAAAACUUAAGCUGCAAAUUGAUAACUUCGCUACAUAACAAGGAAAAUAUAAAUGUUUACAAACAGCUUAAAGAUUUGCAUGUGCAGUGUGCAUUUAUAACAAACUUCUAAUUGCACAAAACCCAUGCCAGCUCAGAGUUUAGGUGUACACAUUUACCCAGUUGAGCGUUCUUAGAAUAACUACUGCACAAGUUGACAAUAGGUCGUUCUCUCUUUUUUUUUGUUUGCUCCCUUUUUCUUUUUCUCCCCUUCCUCCUUACCCUCCCUCCCUUACUCUCCCCCCCCACCACCACCCUCCACCCCCAACUCAUGAAAAGAUUCUAUGGACUGAAAAAGCCCCAGGCUGAAAGGACUGGACUGCCUUGAUUGACAUGGGGAAGGGGGUUAGUAGACUAUGUGGAUUGCGGCAGCAGAGGCUGCAGCCUAACGUGUGGUUUUAAUGACCAGCACGCAAGGCAAAAGCAUUUUGCACAGUGUUUGUUUUCCUGUCUUGCACUUACAAAUAAGGUCUAUGGGAGUAGCAUGGAAAACGUUUGCUGUUUUUCCCUUUUUUUUUUAAUUGCUUUUGUUUAAAAUUUGAUCGCCUUAACUACUGUAAACAUAGCCUAUUUUUGUGCUUAAGAUACUGAAUGGAAAACUCCAUUGUGUGUUGCUGGACUGUUUUGGAAAUAUUUGGUUAAAUGUGUGUUAAUUUGGCUGUAAUGGCAUUUAAAGCAAACAAACAAACAAAAAAAGCUGUGAAAAUGGCCUUGGAGCAUUAUCUUUAGUUACUUGAAGAGUUUCUAGUUUUUUUAAAAUACAGUUUAUGUUAAAAUAAUUUUUAUUAAUUUAGAGAAGACAAUCAAUGUCUGUGAGAAAACGGACUUUCUUUUGGAUUUUCUUUUUGUGGUCAUUGUGAGUGAUUGCUUUUUCCUUUUCUUAGUUUCACAUUCUUCCUUUGUUCUAAAACUUAGACUGACAUCUAGCUUUGACAAUCAUAGUAUGUUUUAUUUUCCUGAGGGGGAAUAACUUAUAAUGCUGUUUAGUUUUGUACUAUUGGUGUGUUGGUGAAUUUUUAAACUGUGUGCUAACUGCAAUAAAUUAUAUGAACUGAGAA